UGCACUGAAUACUGCAUUGAAUUGUUAUGCACCCUACGCUUCGCCUGUCUGAACCAAUCCCAUUACCAUGGCUUCCCUGGGUCAGAUCAUUUUAUGGAGCAUGAUCACCAUCAUCAUAAUCCUGGUAGCAGUGAUUGUGCUGAUCAUCGGCUUUGGUGUUUCAGGGAGACGCUCCAUCAGUGUCACCACACUAACCUCCGCUGGGAACAUUGGGGAAGAUGGCAUCUUGGGCUGCACUUUUGAACCUGACGUCAAGCUCAGCAACAUAGAGAUUCGGUGGGCUAAAGCUGGGGUCUCUGGGAUGGUGCAUGAGUUUAAAGGCGGCAAGGACCAUCUAAAGGACCAGGAUGAAGUGUUCAAGGGCCGGACAGCAAUAUUCCCAGAGCAGGUGAUUGGUGGGAAUGCCUCCUUGAUGCUGAGAGAUGUGCAGCUCUCCGACGCUGGUGCUUACAGGUGCUCUGUCACCACAUCCAAAGGGAAUGGAGAAGCAGGGCUGAAAUACAAGACCGGAGCCUUCAGCUCUCCAGAGAUGCAUGUGGAUUACAACAGCAGCAUGGACACCCUGCGGUGUGAGGCUCCCCGGUGGUUCCCUCAACCUGUUGUGACUUGGACCUCACACAAUAACACAAGGGACAACUUAUCUGAGGGCUCCAACACCAGCUUCAAGCUGAACUCUGAGAAUGUGACUAUGAAUGUGGUAUCUGUUCUGCACAACAUUACAGCUAAUACUACCUAUACUUGUGUAAUCAAGAACGACAUUGCCAAAGCUACAGGGGACAUCAAAGUGACAGAUUCCAGCAUCAAGAAGACAGUUCAUUUGCAGCUAUUGACCACGAACAUGGCAUCAGGCUCCUUAUCCCCUCCUGCCCUUUACUGGAUACUUCUGUCUCUCCUGUACCUGAUGGCUUUGUAGUGCUUGAGCUCCAUAAAGAAAUGUGAAGAGGAGUUGGAACUGGAGAUGAAGAAUUCCACAAGGAUACCAGGCAAGAUUAAGUGGGAAGGAAGACGUCCUAACCAAAGGAAUGGGAUACAUUUUCUUACUUAAAUAAUGUAGUGAUCAAAACUUUGUUUUUAUCUAUCUAUAAAGGCUCUAUCCAUGAUCACGCAGCUGGAAAAAGGAUUUGCCAUAUUGGAUCAGAUCAUUGAUGCCUUGAGUUCAGCAUAUUAUAAUAUGCAAAUUGUGUAUUUUUUCUCAA
Messenger RNA from Mauremys reevesii (Reeves's turtle), 1196 nucleotides. It is a transcript of the gene VTCN1, whose product is annotated as V-set domain containing T cell activation inhibitor 1. Lineage: Eukaryota; Metazoa; Chordata; Testudines; Geoemydidae. The transcript has 6 exons. The record is from RefSeq and is a predicted model, not a curated record. The coding region runs from base 68 to 913 and encodes 281 amino acids.